Messenger RNA from Durio zibethinus, 1263 nucleotides. The record is from RefSeq and is a predicted model, not a curated record. NCBI's taxonomy places the organism in Eukaryota, Viridiplantae, Streptophyta, Magnoliopsida, Malvales, Malvaceae.
AGCGAUCAACGUGGCUGCACGUGUUGACAUGUGGCUCCUCCGAUUUUCCCCUUUUUUUCGCAUUUAUUCUUUUUUUCGCUAAUUCUCUCACCGUUACUUCUUCUCUGAGUUUUCCACGACCGGCCUGCCCUCCCACGCAUAAACCCUCAACGGAAUCGCGUCGGAACUCGGAUCUGCCUCGCCGGAAUCUUCUUCGGAUUUACGGCUUUCUCUUUAGUCGAAAGAAAUGUAUAGUAACUUGGGAGCCCAGCCUGGUGUAACAAGACCACCAACAAAUUCUCAGCCAAAUCCAUUUGGUAAUGCAUUUUAUGGGGCUGGUUCUGGUCUUAUCCGAGGUGGUCUGGGUGCAUAUGGAGAGAAAAUUUUGGGAUCAAGUUCUGAGUAUGUGCAAAGCAAUGUAAGUAGCAUGAUAAGUAGGUACUUCUCUGAUCCCCAAUACUACUUUCAAGUUAAUGAUCAGUAUGUUAGAAACAAAUUGAAGAUUGUUGUAUUGCCAUUCCUGCACAGGGGCCAUUGGACAAGAAUAACUGAGCCAGUAGGUGGCAGGCUUUCCUAUAAGCCCCCAAUUUAUGACAUAAAUGCACCAGACUUGUACAUCCCAUUUAUGGCAUUUGGUACCUAUGUUGUUCUUGCUGGAUUGUUACUUGGCCUUCAAGGAAAGUUUAGCCCUGAAGCACUUAACUGGCUGUUUGUUAAGGGAUUGUUUGGCUGGUUUCUGCAAGUCAUGCUACUGAAAGUAACAUUACUAUCAUUGGGUAGUGGUGAGGCGCCUUUACUCGACAUUCUAGCAUAUGCUGGGUAUACUUUCACGGGAAUGUGUUUGGCUGUCCUUGGAAAGAUCAUAUGGAGAUACUCAUACUACUUUUUGAUGCCGUGGACAUGCUUAUGCAUGGGAGUCUUCUUGGUGAAAACAAUGAAAAGAGUCCUCUUCGCAGAGGUUAGAAGUUAUGAUUCCAGCAGGCACCACUACCUUUUGCUCUUUAUUGCCCUGGCUCAAUUUCCUCUUUUCACAUGGCUUGGCAACAUUACUGUUAAUUGGCUUUUCUAAAACUGCAGCAUUUUCUAAGUUGUUGAAGGAAAGAAUUCUGUGUUUAUAUCAGCUCUAACAGUGCUUCUAGGCAAUUUUACCAUAGAGAAUUUCUUCUCUGGUUAAUUUUUUGUUUUUCACAUUCAUAGAAACCAAUUUACAUGUGCUAAGAAAGUUAAUAAUAGUUUUUGUUUGAAUGGUUACAUUUAAAUGGAUCACUGAGAAAUUCAUUUUGU